CCACCACAACGGCUUUCCUCUCUUCUUUUUUUUAUCCACUACAAUGUCUGGUUGGUUCUCCAUUACCAUCCUGUCCAUCAGUAUCUGGAAGUCCCACAGGAUCUUUGCUCUCUCAUUCUCUACCAUUUUCGGAGGUGUUUUCCAUUUUGUAUUUGGGGUUUCCAGUCCAUAUUCUGCACACGUUUCUUUAUAUUAUUCCAGCCACUUGGUUGUGGCGCUCCAUGUCUGCUAUCUUGGUCAGCAUCUUACACCCUGCAGUUAUGUGCUGGAUUGAUGUCAGUUUGAGCUGUUAGGAGUUGAUGCCUUGCUUGCUGAUGCCUCAGCUCUCCUGCAGACUAGUCAAAGAACACGUGAAUCUGAAAGUCAAUCUGUUUCCAGAACUUGAUUAUUAACAAAAAACGGAAGGCAUGAAAAAGCACAAAAAAACUUUCUGACUUUGUUAAGUAUACUCAAGUAUGAGUAUAGUAAGUUUAUACUCUAUAUCAUAAACAUGUAAUGUAGGAAGUACACUAAGUACUUCUUCAGACCAAACUGGAUCAUUUACAAUAGUAUAUAACAAAUACAUUUCCUCAUCUUUAGAGAAGACAAAGUAUAUUUGUAGUACACUUAAAUGGACUACCUUUUUGCUAAGGGAAAGGCUGUGAUUGGACACUAUUCUGCAAAAGAAAUAAUAAGAGAUUGGCAUGAAGUUGAGUUUAAACCAAUGAAAUCAUCUUGAAUCAAUGAGAAGAAUCUGGUCGGACAGGUAACACACGUAAAAAUAGAAAGACUUUACUGACUCCACUACCAACCGAGACAGAGACUUCAAACCCCCUCAGUGUGCGGCAGCCUUCACUCGCCUCUUCAAGCUUUUUUACUUCUUUGACCUGACCACCUUCUGAAGAUUCAUCAUGUUAUCUAUUACUCUUCAGAUUCUGGGCUUUUUCCUGGGAAUCAUUGGCUUCAUAGGGACUAUCAUCCCGUGUUUCCUCCCCAUGUGGAAAAUAACAACCUUAAAUGGAGCCAAUUUUGAGGAGAUCCUCAGUGAGGGCUUGUGGAUGAACUGCGUAACAUUGAGCAGAGGGCGCGGCUACGACUCCCAGAUAAACUUGCCUGAGGAUCUACAGAUUGCCAGAGUGCUUAUUGUCAUCGCAAUCUUUGUAUCUUUUGUGGGAGUCACAUUGGCCGCUGCUUGGAUGAACAGCACCAACUUCAUCAUGGAAGAGCGCCGGGUCAUAGGAGUCAUUGUUGCAGGAAUUUGCUUAAUCUGCGCCGGCUUUCUUGUCCUCAUUCCAGUGUGCUGGUGUGCUUUUACCAUCAUCUGGAAUCUCAACAGUCCUUUUGCAACCAAUAAACAGAGGACGGAGCUGGGAGCGGCUCUCUACAUAGGCUUGGUCACAGGUGUACUCCUUAUCCUGGGCGGGGCCCUCCUCAUCCUAGACAAGGCACUCUUCAUCCUGGGCAGGGCAUUUCUUAUCCUGGGCAGUAUGCUUCUUAUCCUGGGCAGAGGACUAACUAACCUGGGUGGGAAGCUCCUCAUCCUGGGAAAGGCCUUCCUCAUCAUGGGCAAGGCCCUGCUCUGUGUUCACUCCCCACAAAAUGAAAUCCCUGAGUAUUUGGUCAAGGACUGUCCACCCAGCACUAAAAAAAAGAGUUUGUAAAAUUCAUACAAUAAAUAGGGGAAAGCUCUUGCUCUUGAUUUUUUUAGUGGAAUUUUCAUUUGUACUUUGUGUUCCUCAACACAACUCCUGAUAAGAUGAUACAAUUGAAAUGUGUCAAUUAAAAAUGAUUGUAAUUUGGUUGAAAUAGAUUAAAAUACCAGUUUACACUCAAACUUCAGAAAUAGGUAAACCCUUUAAGGAGGCAACAUUUUCUCAUAUUUGUUAAGUUUUAGAAAAAUGUUGACAAAGUUGACAAAAACAAAUGGGAAAUAUCUAAAAGGCAGCAUCAGGAGCCUCCUGAGUUUCAUGUCUUUGUGCUUCAGAGACUUCAGAGAAUUGUGAGGCUUCAUAAUAGUCUUCAUUGACUUCAGAGGCUUCCUCGUGUCCCAUGGCGCUGCAGAAGCUGGGCAUCAGUCUGUCCAUGACAGGUCUGGCUAGCACCAUCCUGAUCUGUGCUCUACCCACAUGGAAGGUGAUGGCCUUCAUCAGCACCCACCUGGUGGUCUUCUGGGAGGGGUUGUAGAUGACCUGCAUCAGCGAGUACACUGGUCAGAUGCAGUGCAAGCUCUUCGACGCCUUGCUGGACGUGUCGCCGGACCUGCAGGCCGCUCGAGACCUCAUCUGCAUCAGCAUGGUGCUGGGCUGCCUGGGGUUUCUCAUCUUCCUCCUGGGGGCGCGCUGCACCAACUGCCUGAGCCAUCCACGCUUCAAACUAAAUUGCUGGUAAUUGGAUGGGACUGCACCCUUUUAGAGAUCCUUCUGGAUCAGGAUUGUUUGCCCCUCUGUUGACCAUUCGGGAUGAAUCCCAUCUCUAAGUGUGUAUCCUGGUGCUCAUGGAGUGUAUGGAGUUUCUUAAGUGAGUAGAAGUGUACCAUGUCAGGGCUCGGUGCUGUCCUAUACUUAACACUUCAGGCUCUUUCUUGAUGUCUGCCACUGUAAUUGUGUUCAAUUUACCAUCAUUAUACUGUAUUUGAUAGCUUCAAUGUGUCAUGGAUGUGUACUGUAUGCACAAGUGCAAAAAUGUCUAUUUACGAUCAGGAGCAAUCAUAAUGUCAAGGAGAAUUUUUUCCUUUUUUUUCUACUUUCUUAUCAAUUAAUGACUAAGAAUCUUGAAUAGAUUGGACACAUCAAUGUAAUUUUUUAUUGUCUUUUGCAUUUUUUUCAUUGCUUGAAAUAAACCAAAUCCAUUAUGUGAAAGCA
Messenger RNA from Oryzias melastigma (Indian medaka), 2840 nucleotides. RefSeq names its product claudin-like protein ZF-A89. The coding region runs from base 891 to 1640 and encodes 249 amino acids. Gene Ontology annotation, cellular component: bicellular tight junction; plasma membrane. The transcript has a single exon. Gene Ontology annotation, molecular function: structural molecule activity. Lineage: Eukaryota; Metazoa; Chordata; Actinopteri; Beloniformes; Adrianichthyidae. The record is from RefSeq and is a predicted model, not a curated record. Gene Ontology annotation, biological process: cell adhesion; bicellular tight junction assembly.